Molecule: messenger RNA, 3215 nt
Organism: Pogona vitticeps (central bearded dragon)
Lineage: Eukaryota; Metazoa; Chordata; Lepidosauria; Squamata; Agamidae
Source: RefSeq, a predicted model, not a curated record
UCUCGCCCCCGCGCUCGCUUCUUUCAGCAAGGCGGAGUGGCUGGCUAGGAGGGACUGCCUCGCCGGCAGCCCGCCGAUCCCCUGCUUCCUCGCCUCUUCGGCCGGGAUUUUAAAAUUCAAAGCAGAUCCUCCGCAGGUUCCUUCUGGACUCCGCCCAAAAAAGUAACUUGGCUCCCGCAUCCCCGGCGGGCCGCCAAGCAGAGGUGCUCGCUGGGGUUCUCCAUCCUUUCCCAGCGCUGCCAUGGAGGCGACCGAGCGCUCUCGGUCCGCGGCGGGUCCCCUUUUCCCCGGCCACGGAAGGCAAGGGACGGCGUCGGGGAAAUAAUCCGAGACCAAGGAAGGGAUCGCCGGCCGGGGCCAAAGAGGAGCGGGGAGCCAACCGCUCAGCCCUCUCCGAGACGCGUGGCGGUGGCGGUGGAGAGCCUGCUCGUUUCCUUUCCCGGCGCCGGGAGCAUCCUGCGGGGCGGCUCUGUUUCGCCCGGGGCCUGCCUCUGUCUCUCGGAAAAGGCAGGGCUCCGCCGCUGGAGAGGCGGCCGCGAAGGGGGGGGGAAUCCCUUCUCUGCGGCUGGGUGGUGGCGGCGUCCAGGCGUGGCUUCGGGAGGGCUCGGCACCUAAGCUCCGCUCUCGGCCCGCCAGCCUGAUGGCAACGUGUGGCGAGGCGCCCGGCGAAAGAGGGCGAGACAACCACCACCGGGUCUCUCCAAUGAUGGAUUACAAAGCUGUACUAGCAACACUCUGUUCUCUGGAACCUUGAGGGGCUGUGUUCAGAAUCUGGAACAAGUGCGCCUAUGGGCCCGUGCCCCACUUUUUACCUAUCUUUUGUGCUCCUGCUUUGUUGCCCACUUCCCCCAGAUAUAUCUGGAUGCCUGCUUACCAGACAACCAUUUGUCCUUGGUCUUUGCUCCAGCACCUCCUCUCCAGCGGCAUCAGGUAGACUGCAGCUGAAGUACUAAAAGAGGAGGUCCUUCAAACCGGCCGCAGGCUUGUUGUGUUGCUCCUUAGCCCUCUGGCAGCCCUGAGGGGCAGCAGAGGCAAAAGAGUUUGCCUCAGGGACACGAAAUUGGCUGGACGUGUGGCAAAGGGGUUGUGAUCUGGCCGUCCCCGAAGUGGCCCAUCAUUCUGUACGUGUAGCUGCACCUGCAAAGGACGGUCGGAGAAAGAGGACAGCAGGCCAGGAUCCAGAGUGGAGUGUCUGGGAAGCAACUCUGCCCACUCAGAACAAGCUGUUUCAGGGGAUUUCAAUAUAGUCUCUCUUCUCCUUUCCAAUCCUUUGUUCCUCUUUGCCAGAAGGACCCCGGGGCCCUCAUCUCUGGUUCUGAGAGGUAGCAGACAUUUCCUUUCCCUCCAAAGAGAUAAAAAGAUGACUUCCGCUGGGUGCCUCCCUCCUACCUGUCUAGGAAAGAGUGCUUUGCUAACAUGGAUUGGGUGAGGGCUUCUACGUUGGCAACAUGAUGUAGACCUUUCUUGAGGCAAAAGUCUCUAAGGGGCCUGAGACAAGCUCCUGGCCUCUGGUGAAACUUUCCUUUGUGGGAAUCACUUUGCAGGAGAGAGCAAAGCUCUGGACCUCACUUCUGGCGUUUGCCUCUCUGUUCUUGAAAGACUCUUGGACUGGGCUGGAAUUCAAGCGUUCUAACUGAGAAGAUUCUGGCUGUCUGAACUGUGGCCGAGAGCCACAUGGAAGACCUGGGCAGGUCCACAUCGUGGCUGAGGGCCGAGCUGGCCUCCCCUUCUCCAUGCCUGCACAUCCUUGACUGCCGCAGCCGGGAGCUCUAUGAUUCCUCCCACGUGGAGCGGGCACUGAGCGUGGCCCUCCCGGGACUGCUGCUCCGGCGUCUCCGUAAGGGGAAUCUUUCUGUCCGAUCUUUACUGCCUGAACCCCCACAGGAUAACCCUGUGUUGCUGUAUGAUGAGGGGACCCUCCAGCUGCCUCAUCCAGGAGGCCAAGAGGAGGAUGAAGAUUCGGUGCUGGUGACACUGUUGCAGAAGCUGCGGGAAGAAGGUUGCCUGGCCUACUACCUCCAAGGAGGCUUCCAUAAAUUCCAAGCUGAGUGGCCACACCUCUGUGAAACCAAUCUAGACACAGCCAGUGCCAGCAGCUCGCCGGUCCCUCUGGCUGCUCCAGUGGUGGGCCUGGGAGGCCUCAGCCUUAGCUCCGACUGCUCAGAUGCUGAGUCGGAGCCCCUCAGCAGCGGCAUGGAAUCAGAAGGGGCAAGCCCCCCAUCUUUCCCGGUGCAGAUUCUUCCCAACCUCUACCUGGGCAGUGCCCGUGAUUCAGCCAAUCUAGACACCCUGGCAAAGCUAGGCAUCAGCUACAUCCUCAAUGUUACCCCCAACCUGCCGAACCUCUUCGAGAAGAAUGGGGAUUUCCAUUACAAGCAGAUCCCCAUCUCGGACCACUGGAGCCAGAAUCUUUCUCAGUUCUUCCCUGAGGCCAUUGAGUUCAUUGAUGAAGCCCUCUCUCGGAACUGUGGCAUCCUUGUGCACUGCUUGGCCGGGAUCAGUCGCUCGGUUACUGUCACCGUAGCCUACCUCAUGCAGAAGCUCAACCUGUCCCUCAACGAUGCCUAUGACCUCGUGAAGCGGAAGAAGUCCAACAUCUCUCCCAACUUCAACUUCAUGGGGCAGCUGCUGGACUUUGAAAAGUCCCUGGGACUCAGCAGGGGCAGCAGCCGGCGCCCUGCCUCCAGCCAGGCCUGCUUCUUCACCUCGCCAGCUGAUGACCGUGUCUUUGAGUUGGAUCCUACGUAGUGGAGGUGGGCAGGCAGGAUGGUAAAACAGGUGCUGGCUUCUUUUCCUCUUUGGUUCUGUCUGCUCUGCCCUGGAGGCAGAGCCCCGUUGGGGGCCAACAGAAUUACCUCAUGCCAUAGAGGGAGAUGCCUCUUUCCACACCAACUGCCACUUCCAGAGAAGAUUCUGGCUGCCUUUUGUGUUCUUCAAUGCAUCAACAGGGAUGCGGUGUACCUGCCGUUCUUGCAGCUGAGCUGAGAGGGCCAAACCAAUAACCAAAGAAGAGAAGAACCUCCCUACCUGCUCCACUUCAGUUCAACCUCCUUUGUUCUCAAACACCUGGAAUGAGGAGGACAGGCCACAGUUGUUAUGGAGCCAGCUGUUUUUGGAGAUUUGGAUGUCGAACAUUGCAAAUUCCUCUCUCUUUUUUUUCAUUUUCUUUUUUUUUCAUUUUCUUUUUUUUUCUUUUUUCCUUUCUUUUUUUUUUA